Molecule: messenger RNA, 4141 nt
Organism: Physella acuta
Lineage: Eukaryota; Metazoa; Mollusca; Gastropoda; Physidae
Product: phospholipase DDHD2
Cellular component (GO): COPII-coated ER to Golgi transport vesicle; cytoplasm
Molecular function (GO): metal ion binding; protein binding; glycerophospholipase activity
Source: RefSeq, a predicted model, not a curated record
GUGUUUUCCAAAAUGUCGGACAGAACUAAGAAAGAAAGCACCCCUCCUCCUUUGCUGCUAAUGCCAGCUGGGGGCGGGUUGACGCUUAAUCCACCUGAUCAGUCCAAUAUUUUUAUGCCUGUUGUUCAGUCAGUUCCCACUAUGAUAGAUCCCGAAGAAGAAGCUGAAGCAGACAGUUUUGUAGGACAAUCAUCAGGUCCUCAAACAAAGCCUGGGAUACCUAACUAUUUCCAGUCAACAACAAGUAGUGGACAUGACCCAUUUUCACAGAUAGGACAUGCAGCUCCGCCCCCUUCAAUAGCAUCUACAUUUUCUCCCGCAAAUGUUAUAUCUAGGAGUGCAACGCCACCUUCAUCUAAUCAAUCACCGUUAACGUCUGCGGCAACGAUAGCUACACCACCUGUUUUACCAGCUAACUCAAAUACUGGCAACAUUUACAGACAUCAGGGUGGCCGUCCUCAAUAUGCUCAACCACCAACAAGCUUCUCUCCCCUUACCCAGCCCACACCACAGCCCCCUUCUGCUAUGCUGCCUCCCAUGACAUCCCCAUCUAAUUCUUUCCCUCCUCACAAUCAUUCUAUGAACAGCCCUCCUUCUGGGCCACCCUCUGGCUAUAGUUCUCCAGCUGGGCAGGAUGCUGCUGGACAGUACACUGGAGGGUUGUACUAUCAACCUGUCAGGCACCAUUGGUGCUAUCAGCAGAAUCAGGACGGCAUGGAGAUUUGGAGACCAUUUUCUGUGGUGGACAGUACACAGCUAGAGUUGGCCUUUAACGCAUGCUUGCAAGAGUCUUCCAACCAUAUUGUAAACACAAAUGGUGGUCGCUAUGAUGUCAAUGUUGCUCAGCGAAGGCGCACACCAGUUUAUUGGGUGGGUGAACCUGUUCCAGUUAGGAGGUGCUCAUGGUUUUAUAAAAGAGAAGGAGAUAAUAGAUAUAUUCCUUAUGAUGAAGAAUUUGCUUUCAAAUUGGAGAAUGAAUAUAAAAAAGCAAUGGAGACCAAUGGCUGGCACCGCAGGCUGGAAUUUCCAGGAAAUGUUGUGAUUGUGAUGCACAAUGCUAAUGUUAUUGUUCAGUUCCCAGCUUCUUCUGCCCCUGAUGAAUGGGGAAAUGUGCAGAAUGUUUAUUCACUAACGGGAGAUCAAAUGAGACCAAGAGUGGUGAAAAGGGGUGUUGAUGAUUUUGCCACAAUUGAAUACGGAGAAAGAAAAGAAGUGGAUCAUCUUGUGUUUUUUGUUCCUGGUAUUGAGGAUAUGUCCAGCAAAAAAGGGAGCUCAGUGGAGGCAUUAGUGGAUGGUUUCCGCAGCAUAUCAUUGUCCCUUGUACAGUCCCACUUCACUCAAGCCUUUCAGUCUCAGUCAAUCAACAGGGUGGAGUUUCUCCCCAUUGUCUGGACACAGGCUUUCCAAGAUGGUGCUUCAGCCCCUAAAGACAAAAUUAGCAGUGUUACAUUACCAAGCACCUCAAAGUUGCGACACUUUAUCAACAACACCUUAGUGGACACCAUGUUUUACACAAGUCCUUUGUUUUGCCAGAAAAUCUGUGAAGCUGUGGGUAUUGAGAUGAACAGAAUGUUCCAGAUAUUUUUGGAGAGAAAUACAUCUUUUAGUGGAGAUGUAUCAGUAGCAGGACACAGUCUUGGUUCUGUAAUCUUGUUUGAUCUGCUGUUAAACCAAAGACAGCCUGGAGAUGUACUGUCAAACAGUGUAGAGCCUAAUGCCCUAACACAGUCCACUCCAAUAGAUUCAGCCCAAGAAGUGAAUGGCAAAGAGGAUUUGUCACCAAGUGAUGAGGCAGAAAGUAAUGAAGUGAUAAGCCUUGAGUCACUCCUGUCAAAGGUGGGCUUACAAGACAAGGCAGAUUUGUUUCAUGCUGAACAGAUGGAUGUUGAGUCUUUAAUUAUGUGCACUGAACAAGAUCUGAAAGACAUUGGUCUUCCUUUAGGACCUAGAAAGAAGCUUUUGGGAUAUUUGAAAGAUGAAAAAGAAAAGAAGGAUUUAAAAGAAAAAGAACAAGCUGAAAAGAAAAUUAGGGAGGAAAUUGAGAAGGCUCAAAAACUUGCCAACCUAGCAGCUGCUUCUAAUCAAUCAAAAAUUCUUGCCCAAGAUAAAGAGAUUGUGGCCAAGUACAUACAGGGGCAGAGUGGAGCGGGGCAGUUGAAAGUCUCAUACCCACAGUUGGACUUCACACCUAGUGCUCUGUUUGCUCUAGGAUCUCCUAUAGCUGUCUAUCUAUCUCUGAGGGGUGUUCAAGAUCUCGGAGAGUUCUUUCAGUUGCCAACAUGUCCAAGAGUGUAUAAUAUUUUCCAUCCUUUUGAUCCCAUGGCCUACAGACUUGAGCCUUUAAUUAGGUCCAAUACUGCUACAAUAAAGCCAGUUUUAGUACCACACUACAAGGGUAGAAAGCGAUUGCAUUUAGAAUUUAAGGAAGCUGUGACAAGGUAUGGAACGGACAUAAAACAAAAGAUAAUAGAUUCCUUCAAGAGUACAUGGAACACAAUCAAUGAUUUCGCUCGUGCACACAAAACUGAUGCAUCCAAGUCUAUGGAAAAAGAAGUUCAGUCAGAAAUGGAUCAGAUGAUGUCACACAUAGCCCAACAACAGGCUGAGGAUGAUAGAGCAUCUGUUUCAUCUAUGGCUGAAGAAGAAAUUCACAUUGGGCAACUUAAUGAAGGCCAAAGAGUUGACUAUGUUCUACAAGAAGGACCUUUAGAGAGCUUCAAUGAUUAUUUAUUUGCUCUUGCCUCUCAUUCUUGCUAUUGGGAAUCUGAGGAUACUGCUUUACUUCUGUUAAAAGAAAUUUAUUCCCCACUGGGAUUCAGACCUACAAUGCCCGGCGCAGAUGGUGGAAAAUCUCGUGAGACAUCUCUGCCACCGCGUCACACACCAACACUCCCAUCGACCAACAACUACCAGGCACCCACUAGUCUCUACCAGCCAGCACCAGCUUUUUCACCCCCGACCUCAAACAUUCAAAGCCCCCAGGCAGUGCCCUUUAUAACUCCACCCACACAAUCAAACUACGGACCAUCUCCACCCACUCAAUCAAGUUUUGGGCCACUUCCACCCACACAGUCAAAUUUUGGGCCACCUCCACCAAUGUUUGGUUCCCAGGGCAUGCCUACAUAUCCUUCUCCUGGGGUGAGAAAAUCCCCAUAUGUACCCCCAGAUUUUUCAAACCUUCCCGCUAACCAACCAGCUGCACCAUCUUUGCCACCCAUGGGCCCAGCUAUAGCAGGGGGCUAUCGUAGAGCACAAACAUGAUUGCUUUCUCCUUAAUGUUUUUAAAAUAGAAAUUAUCUCACAGCCUGACUAGAAAUAACACACCAAGCAUUCAAAAAACCAUUUAGUAGCUUGUUCAGUUAAAAAUUCUUUUGCUAAUUAGACCAACUGUGUAGGCCUACUAUAUUUUUUUUAUUGUUACUGAAAUUAAUGAUCACAAAUGUAAUAUGUUAUUAUUAAUUUACAAAUGAAGGAGCCCAUCUAUGUUGAAUAGUUAAAAGCUAUAAAUUUGUUUGGGAACACCAAACAUGCAAUAUGUUCUGUUUUAGCUUAUAUUUACAGUCAAUUAAUUGCAGGAAACUAUUUUUAUUAUUGAGCUGUAAAUGUGAAAAUAAUUCAGUUUAACAUGAUUAUAAGAAUUGCAAUAAGUUAUGAAGUUAAAGUUGGUAAAAAUGUGUGGCAUAAUGGUAUGUGGUGUGUGGUUUAAACAAACAGAAAAAAGCUCCAUAUUAAACACUUUCAGAGUAAGGUUAUAAAGAUACUUUUAUUUACAUGUAAAUACAAAACUUGUUUAAAAAUCACACUACUUUAGCAGUUCACAAAAUUUUAUUUAUGUUGGAACUCAAGUUGAGAAUUUUCACCAACUGGAUUUUUUUUUCUGUUUAUUGUAACAGUGGUGUAAUAAUAUAGAACUCUGAGAACAAUUCGUCAACUCAAAAAUGUAUAAAAAAAAUAUUUCUUGAUAGUGUGAUCAUUUUCAUUUUAUUUGUAUAUAAAUGGACAAACCCUUUUUUAAUUUUGAAAACAAACAUUUUUGUGUUUAAAUUAUUGUGUAAUAGUAACCCCUUUUAAAGAAUUAUUUUAGGCAGAAGACUCAAGAUCUAUGUAAUAAAUUUAAGUUCUAGUCAGUUAUUGUUUUUUU